AUGAUGGAGGACUUUUUGAAGAUAGUUGUGCUUAUAGCACUAUUCGUAUGUCCGGCGCUUUGGCUUAUGUCAGCAUUCCGCGCCAGUAAAACGGGUCCUACUGUGGUUAUGUGCGGACCAAGUGACGCUGGCAAAACCGCAUUAAUGGUAUAUUUGGCCAGGGGUAAACAUGUUGAAUCGCAAACAUCGCAAGCCGUCAAUACGAUUUCGUUGACUACGAAGAGGGGUGCCGUUACCGUGAUAGACACUCCAGGUAACUUUAGGUUGCUGCCAGAAGCAAUGAAGUACAUCGAGCGUGCCACGUCAUUAAUAUUCGUAGUUGAUUCUGCGGAUAAGCACAGUUUCAAAAUGGCGGCACAGCAACUGGUGGAUAUUCUGCUGAACGCAAAGGUUGCGGCUAACGACCCAUCCUUGCUUUUCGUGGCAAAUAAGACAGAUGUAUUGGGAUCCAGAGACCCUGAGACUGUCCUCCAUUUUGUUCAAUUAGAAGCAGAACGCAUUUUGAAGGCCUACAAAAGCGAAGCACAUAUGAAAAACAUCCCACCGGACUCUAUGCAUAUUUUAAACCGUCUGUCGCAGGAAAAUUUCUCAAUAUAUAACACAACUCUGCAAGUUGCUUUGUGUGGAGUAUCCGUGAAAGCAGGCGACGUAACUGAUGUCCUCUCGUUUGUCGAAAAACACUGA
Messenger RNA from Babesia ovata, 684 nucleotides. RefSeq names its product signal recognition particle receptor beta subunit, putative. The transcript has a single exon. NCBI's taxonomy places the organism in Eukaryota, Apicomplexa, Aconoidasida, Piroplasmida, Babesiidae. Gene Ontology annotation, biological process: cilium assembly. The coding region runs from base 1 to 684 and encodes 227 amino acids. Gene Ontology annotation, molecular function: GTPase activity; GTP binding. The record is from RefSeq and is a predicted model, not a curated record. Gene Ontology annotation, cellular component: microtubule cytoskeleton; cytoplasm.